CCCAUUUCCCCCUCUCCUCUCGCGAAUCCCUCUUCUCAAUCACGUCAUUAGAUACCUCUGACCCCAUCCUGUUUGGUUGAUUGUAGUGUACAUCAUAUGCUGCCCAUAUGUAUCCCACUACCGGACAGGAACCCCAAGCUUGAUACCCUCCUCUCCGCAUUGACCUACCUCCAUGUGCCAACGCUUUCCAAGCUCCCGCGAACUCUCAGCUCCUCCAUCAGAACCCCAUUUGUCCGGAAGCUCAACACAAGAUCGCCCCCGGUCCCCCUUCAAGUCCACCAUUGUACCAUGUUCUCCGCCUCUUCCUCUAACCCCUCCACCCAAAAGCCGGCUUCGGUCGACACCUCCCUCCAAGGCUCGCCCACCGGCGCCGCCGCGCUCUUCGCUUCCUCGCACUCUUCUCCACACCCCCUCAAGCUCUACGGCGGGUGGUUCUGUCCCUUUGUCCAGCGAGUCUGGAUCACCCUCGCCGAGAAAAACAUUCCGCACCAAUACAUCGAGAUCAACCCGUACCACAAAGCGCCCGAGUUCCUCGCUCUGAACCCACGGGGUCUUGUGCCCACCCUCGCAGUCCCCACCUCCACCGACCCCAAGACCGGAAAGGUGAAGGAGGUCAAGCCCUUGUACGAGAGCUUGGUGCUUUGCGAGUACUUGGAUGAGGCGUAUGCGGAUGAGAACGUGUACGGGGACCGACUCCUCCCGCAAGACGACGCCUACGAAAGGGCGAGGUGCAGACUGUGGAUCGACCAUAUCUCUUCGAGGGUGGUGCCGGCUUUUUACCGGUUUAUUCAGCACACCCCCGACAAACCCUACACCAUCGACGAGAUCCGAACCGAGUUCCAUGGACACCUGAAAGCGUUCGCUAAAGAAAUGCUUCAUGCCUCUUCCCCUUCUUCCUCCCCAGGCCCCUUCUUCCUAGGCGACAAGUUUAGUCUAGUAGACAUAAUGCUAGCGCCUUGGGCGAAGCGGUUAUUCCUGAUUGAUCACUACAAACCAGGCGGAGUCGGGAUCCCUCCCAGUGGUCAGAGGGGAAGUGAGGUGGAUGAGGAGAUUUGGAAGAGGUGGGAGGAGUGGUAUAAGGCUGUGACGGAGAGGGAGAGUGUUAAGAAGACGUGGAGCGAGGAUGAACAGUAUGUGGGCGCGUAUAAGAGGUAUGCGGAGGACACGACACAGAGUGAAGUGGGGAGGGCGACGAGGAGUGGGAGGGGUUUACCUUGAGUACAACAGUUUGAACUCGAGAACUAUCUGCAAGUCUUACUACUUGGUACAUAUUCUCGCGACAGAGAAGUCAAAAGAGCGGCUCAGUUCUCAUACUUUACCAAUGUGCAUAGCAAGUGUCGAUGAAAAUUUUAUCAUAUUCCAUGGGACGAGGCCUCGUUCGCAGGCCUCAGCAUCUUCAAUCACUGCCGCAAAUCUAAACUUCAGCGGACUAGUGUCGCUUAAACGCC
Molecule: messenger RNA, 1448 nt
Organism: Neurospora crassa OR74A
Lineage: Eukaryota; Fungi; Ascomycota; Sordariomycetes; Sordariales; Sordariaceae
Product: glutathione transferase omega-1
Exons: 1
Coding region: 97-1218 (373 amino acids)
Cellular component (GO): cytoplasm
Source: RefSeq, a predicted model, not a curated record